Messenger RNA from Diaporthe batatas, 1517 nucleotides. RefSeq lists its product as uncharacterized. The coding region runs from base 243 to 1496 and encodes 417 amino acids. The record is from RefSeq and is a predicted model, not a curated record. The transcript has 2 exons. Lineage: Eukaryota; Fungi; Ascomycota; Sordariomycetes; Diaporthales; Diaporthaceae.
CUCUCGACGUCCUUUCCUAUUCCCGUCCCCCGGUCCCAAGGAUUGAUUGUUAAAUUAAUCUCCCCCCAGUCGCCCAGGCCGUCUUGCAGGGGCACCAAUCCUCCUGCCACAUUUGGCCCGUCCUUGGUUUUUCUGCGGAGAAUUUCCUCUCAUAAUUACCAGAGACCUCCUCGGCUACACCCGACGAGCAGGCCCAGUCUCUGAUAUUCCCGUCUCCAUGGUGUGUCCACACCACCACAGUGAUGUCGUCCUCGUCGUCGGUAUUCGAUCUUCUCGGCGAGGCCGAUAACCUGAACGACCCGGAGCCGAUCCUGAAUCGCCAGCCCGCCGUCUAUGGCGUGAUCUUUUCGUUUUUGAUCCUCUCGACGCUCUGUGCCAUCUGGCGGCUGUGGAUCCGGUUGUUCGUCACCCGCAUACCUGGUUGGGACGAUGUCUUCGUUGUGCUCGCCGUGUUGAGCAAUAUUGGCCAGGCCGUGGGUCUAUAUCUAGCUUGCGAGCGUGGCCUGGGCCAGCAUUUUCUCUUGCUCGGACUCGACGGCAUGCGGGAGUUUAUCCACACCUUCUACAUUGCAAAUGGCACAUAUCCCAUGUGCAGCACAUUCAUCAAGCUCGCCCUUUUGUUUCAGUACCUUCGGCUCUUUGACAAGGGGACAAGAUUGCAAAUCCUCACGGUCAUUACCAUCAUCGUGGUUUGUGCGUGGGGCUUCGCCUUUUCAUUCCUGUCCUGGAUUCCAUGUAUACCCAUCAAGGCAUAUUGGGACUGGACUAUUCCCGACUCCCAGGUCACACGAUACGGGUUUGGUUCACAUGACGCCGACACGUUUGUGGCGACAUACCUCACCCACGCCGCAACCAACGUCGCCCUCGAUCUGAUUAUAUUUGCCAUUCCUAUCCCGUUGUACUUGGAGAAGGGGAUCCAAACACGAACACGAUGGGCGCUGUGCGGCCUGUUCAUCCUCGGCGCGGUUGUCAACGUGUGCUCCAUCUGCAGGCUGGUGGCCAUGGUAAAUAACCGUGCAGCGACGUAUCCCACCUUGGACCCGAGCUGGUAUGGGUGCGUACCAGCCGUCUUGUCAGCACUCGAGGUGAAUCUGGCGACGAUCUGUGCAUCAACGCCGGUAUUCUGGCCCGUCAUACAGCAGAACCUAGGCAGGAUCCUAGUCACCCGAGAGGUCGACAUCACGCGUGAGACGCGCGAUUUCAGCACCAUCAACAACCACUGGGACGACAGCGACAUGUACGCGCUGGAGGCUGUUCCCUCGGCCCAGAAGUUCCAAUAUGACCAGAGGUAUAUGUUGUCCCAUAUCGACCCGCUCCAGGAGGAGAAACCGACAACUACAACUGUCAAAGCCACAAGCCCGCAAACCAACGGGACUACUGGGAUGAAAAGAUCACUUGACCUGGGCAUGAAUUUUACCUCGAGUCUGUCAGGAAUCGGGUUGCACCGGCCGGUUUUGGAAAAGAGGGAAAGCAAAGAAAUUCUGCUAGAUUCAUAAAUCUCGACGGGGGAAAAAAAC